Spizellomyces punctatus DAOM BR117 is the source of this 1862-nucleotide messenger RNA. RefSeq lists its product as uncharacterized. NCBI's taxonomy places the organism in Eukaryota, Fungi, Chytridiomycota, Chytridiomycetes, Spizellomycetales, Spizellomycetaceae. The transcript is spliced from 8 exons. Bases 192 to 1694 code for a protein of 500 amino acids. The record is from RefSeq and is a predicted model, not a curated record. Gene Ontology annotation, cellular component: membrane.
UUUUUUGAAAAUGACCUUUUCAUCGGCAUGUCUGUGUUGGAAAGUUCCAAAGAAAAUAAUCGGUUGAACGUGUCUUUCGUGUCUUUUUGACCUUUCAACUGGCGGGUUGACCCAUGUCUAUUUGAAUCCGACCUUUGCUGGCCCUUACCCGUCGUCGGCACACCCAAGCACCGCAAGGAUCCCACUCUACGAUGCCCCUCCGACAAAGAUGUUCCAGCCUUGGACCAGACGAGUUUCCGGAGCCCGUAAUUGGCAUGUCCCCCGUUCCCACGCUGCAAAAAAGGGUUCGGCUAGUAUUUGGAGUCUCUCUGCGGACACUGGCGGAAGAUUGGAUAUUUGUACCAUUUGUUUGCUGCGUCGUGCUACUGUUUGUCUGGGGGAUUGACGUUGCUGUCAGCAGUAGAGUUCCCGCAAGUGUCCUAUCUAUGCUUAUCCUAUUCUUUACACUCCUCCUUUGCACAUGGAUCCCAAGCGUUCAAGUCAAGGUGGAUAGAACAAUCGUAUGGGCUGAUCCGGGCGUUGAGUGGUUGUUAAAGUGGAUGACCGUCAUGUUUUCCCCGGCCGUGGUGGUCAUGCCCCGGCAGAAAGGGCUGGGGGGGAGAGAAGUUGGGAGGGUUAUUGGGGUGUUUGCUAUCGGAUAUGUUGUGGUGCUAUUGUUGGUGAUUGGCAUGGUUAUUGCUGUGCGAAGGUGUAUGAAGUUGCUUCGUAGAGUUCCCAAGAUACCAAUACCAGACCACGAAGAAAUGGCAAUAGAGCUUGACCGCCGUCCCUCCACAACUCUCAGCGAAAAGUCGCAACAAGCCCCGCCACCCCUUCUUCCCCGGCUCCCGAUCCACCCCUCCACGUUGCUCAUCUAUAUUUCACUUUUCGUCCCGAGUUUGGCAUUGGCUUUGCUAACCGAUGUCGUUCAACCAGUUCAUUUGUGUAUUACGGUGUUGGCGUACUUUGUAGGGUUGGCUCUGCCACCCAAACUCAAGAUGGUUUUGCAUCCGUUGCUGGUUUGCGGUGGGCUUACAAUUUUGGGGGUGUGGUGUGUUGGCGGGAUGAAGGGACAGAGCUUGAAUGAUGCUAUUGGCACGUAUUCUCGCUCCAUUAAGGCUCAAAAGCUCCUCACAGCCCUCGCAUCUCAUAAACCCUUUCCAACACCUGGAGCGGGUGACGUAUUGUACAGUCUCUUGGACGCAGCUGUGGUAGCAUUGGCGAUCAGGAUGUACAAAGAGAGAGUGAUGAUGCGCCAGCAGAUUGUACCAAUCAUGACGGUGAUAUCGACUGUUUCCAUCUUUUCUCUCGUCUUCCAUGUCUGGCUAUCGAGGAGUAUAGGAAUGGACCGAGAGAAUAGCUUAGGAAUGUCUUGUCGAUUCGUAACCACGCCGUUAUCCCUCCAAAUCUUUUCCUCCGUCCUACAAGAAGCUAACGCAAGUUUGGGUGUCGUAAUGGUUAUUGUUUCGGGAAUGGUAGGGGAUGUCGUUGGUAAAUGGGCGAUGAGACGAGUUGGAGUGUCCAAAGAUGAUGUUUUGGUCGUGGGUGUUACCACUGGGGUGACAAGUCACGCCGUCGGGACGGCAUCUUUAUUAGGGACGAACCCACAAGCAGCUGCAUUAUCUUCGCUCACAUUUGUACUGUUUGGUACAGCAUCAGUCGUUUGGGUGACAAUACCUAUUAUUGCGGAGAAAAUUCGGUCUCUGGCAGGGUAACGAGAAGGCAGCCAGAUUCGUAUUUAUAUAACAUUUUAUUUACACCGGUGUAUAUUUUUCCUUUUUAAACACAUGUACAAAGCAAAAGCCCCCCAAAAAGCAGAUAGUCAUAUUUACAAUAAAAGACAACACAACGCUUAGACAAUAUACAUCUAGCGUUCGAGCGCA